Molecule: messenger RNA, 873 nt
Organism: Phycomyces blakesleeanus NRRL 1555(-)
Lineage: Eukaryota; Fungi; Mucoromycota; Mucoromycetes; Mucorales; Phycomycetaceae
Exons: 5
Biological process (GO): mitochondrial L-ornithine transmembrane transport
Molecular function (GO): L-ornithine transmembrane transporter activity
Source: RefSeq, a predicted model, not a curated record
AGUUUUGGAGGCAUGGCAAAUGUACUCGUAGGACAGCCAUUGGACACAAUCAAGGUUCGGUUGCAGUUGGACAAUGGACGAUUCAAGGGUGCAUGGGAUUGUACGGUCCAGACUAUCAAGAAUGAAGGAUUUCUUGCACUCUACAAAGGAAUGGCUAGUCCGUUGUUUGGUAUUGGUGCAGUAAAUGCACUGUUGUUUGCAGCAAACUCUUCUAUCAAGAAAAAUAUGCAAGAGUAUCCAGGACAAGUAUUGUCGAUUGGUCAGAUUGCUAUUGCCGGUGCUGGUGCUGGUGUUGUAAAUAGUGUGUUAGCUUCUCCGGUAGAACUGCUGAAGAUCAAGAUGCAGGCCCAGUUUGGAUCCAAGGCAAUUGGAAAAGAGAGAUACUUUAGUGGACCUAUUGAUUGUGCAAAGUAUCUUGUGCAGCAGCAUGGUGUUGCCAAUGGCUUGUUCCGUGGUAUGUGGGCCACUGUGCUGCGUGAGAUUCCAGCCUAUGCUGGGUUCUAUGCUGGAUUUGAAGCCACGAAGCGUCAGUUGGUUAAAGACCAGGACGAACAUGCUAAUAUUAUGCAGCUCAUGGCGGCUGGUGCAGUUGGCGGUAUCGGAUACUGGGUUUGCUGUUACCCCUUGGAUGUUAUCAAAUCAGUUGUACAAAAUCAAGCCUUGCCACCUACUGGAUUCUAUGUUACGCGGGUUAUGAAGCAAAUUGUGGCUAGAGAUGGCAUCAGUGGUUUAUUCCGUGGUAUUGCACCCACUAUUCUCAGAAGUAUUCCUGCUGCCGGUGCCACCUUUACUGCAUACGAGUUGACCAUUAGAGCUUUUCAGUCUGAUGGCCUGAAAUGGCGUAAAGAAGUCGGAGUUCAGCUGUCAGAAUAG